CUAGAGAAGAAUGGGAAAGUGGAGAAGGUCCAGGCGUAUUUUCGCCUAGAGAAGAAUGGGAAAGUGGAGAAUGGUUGUAGAGGAGUACGUAGAGGGGGACUUCAAGAUCAAUGCAAAGAAGUGCGAUUGGGCGAAGACCCAAGUUUUGUAUCUAGGCCACGUCUUAGACGGAGACGGCGUUAAGCCAGAAGAUAGCAAGAUCGCAGCGAUUAGAGAUUGGCCCACGCCACGUACGCUGACAGAGUUGCACUCGUUCCUGGGCUUAGCGAAUUACUCCAGGAAGUUCGUGAGGAACUUCUCCACCAUCGCUGCGCCCCUUCGCAGAUUGCUAAGAAAAGAGACAAUCUGGAAGUGGGACAAGGACUGCACGUUUGCCAUGAAGAAGCUAAAGCAGGCGUUGAUAGAGUAUCCGGUCCUUAAAGUCGCCGAUCCGUCCUUGCCUUUUGUCGUUACUACGGAUGCUAGCCAGUACGGCAUAGGCGCAGUGUUACAGCAAGACGAUGGCAAUGGCUAUAGACCCGUAGAGUUCAUGACCGCUAGGAUGCCUUCAGAGAAGGUUGCGACAUCUACCUAUGAGAGGGAACUCUACGCUCUCAGGCAAGCAUUAGACCACUAGAAGCACUACUUG
Chara braunii is the source of this 628-nucleotide messenger RNA. The record is from the annotation of a GenBank genome assembly. Lineage: Eukaryota; Viridiplantae; Streptophyta; Charophyceae; Charales; Characeae.